AUGUCGAACCUAGCUUCUAUUGCACAGACCCAAUUUGGUCACCUAGAUGCAAACUUGGGCCAAUUCAAAGUUUUCCAGCAGUUGGAACAACAAACCAAGAUUCCAAGAACCUACUGGACUCUAUCGCUGACUAUCGGUUACUUGUUGCUGACUUUUUUCAACGUCGGUGGCCUCGGUGAAAUAUUGUCCAACUUCUUAGGGUUUGUAAUCCCAACGUUGUACUCUAUUAAAGCGUUGAAGACAAAGACUAAGGAUGACGACUCCGUGUUGUUGGCGUACUGGAUUGUGUUCGGCUUCAUGAACGUCAUUGAAUUCUGGUCCGGUGCAAUCUUGUACUUGGUUCCCUUUUACUGGUUCAUCAAAGUUCUGUUCUUGAUCUACAUCGGGAUCCCAGCUACAGGCGGUGCUGUUUUCGUCUAUGGCAAAUUGAUCGAACCAGUGUAUGACCAAUGUUUCUCCAAGAUUUCCGUGAACAAGAAGGACGGCGUGAAGGAAUCAGUCGAAAACACUGGUAAGAAGGUCUCCAGCGGUUUCUCCAGCGGCACCUCCCAACAUUGA
Huiozyma naganishii CBS 8797 is the source of this 558-nucleotide messenger RNA. RefSeq names its product Yop1p (gene YOP1). The record is from RefSeq and is a predicted model, not a curated record. The coding region runs from base 1 to 558 and encodes 185 amino acids. NCBI's taxonomy places the organism in Eukaryota, Fungi, Ascomycota, Saccharomycetes, Saccharomycetales, Saccharomycetaceae. The transcript has 2 exons.